UUUCUUUUUUUGAGAGUAGACCAUUUCAAAUUUCAUGUUUCCGAAAGAGUUCACCCAUGGUGACUGUCUGACUGACGUGGUAAGUUCAAAAAGAAAAGGUUUUUUUUUAGAAAUUCAAAAAGAAAAGGUGAGCGGUGUGGUAAGCGCGACUCUGCCAAAGUCUGGCCCAAACCAAACGUACCUGCCUCCGUCCUUUCACAAUAAGCCAAGCCGAAGACGCCUGGCCUCUCACUAGGCACAAACCAUGGCGAUGGCCGGACCGUCCACCGCUCUCCCUCCGCCGCCGCCGGAGAAGGCGGUCGAUGCCCUCCCCGUGGACAGCCUCCGCAACAUUCUCCGUCGCCUCUCCCUCGCCGACCUUCUCCGAGCCGCCCUCGCCUGCCACCGCUGGCGCCGCGUCGCCGCACGCUGCCUCCCCCGCACCGCCCCUCUCCUCGGCCACUUCUUCCACCCCACCGCCACCGGUUUGCCGCCGCCUCUGCACACGGCAUCCAAGGACACCGUCAUCGACGCCCCCGCCAUCUUCGCUCCCCUCGACGCCUCCGCACCGAACCUCUCCCUCGACUUCGCUCCGGAGGCCUCCCGCUACGUGCUCCACGACUGCCACCAAGGCCUCCUGCUUCUCGAACCGCUCGCGUCGCUUCCCAAGGGGAUCCUCCCACGCCUCCUCGUCAUCGACCCGGCCACCCGCCGCCGCGUGCUCCUCCCGCCGCCACCGCGCGACACGGUGCCCGACGACCACCGCUGGCGCAGCUGCAGGCACUACGUCGGCUCCGCACUUCUCUCCCGCGCGCACCAGAGCAAGCUCUGCUUCGAGGUCGUCUCCAUCUCCAUCGACGGCGGGCACCCCCGCGCCUGGGUCGCGUCCGUCGACGACGGCCAGUGCCGCUGGCGCGCGCUCCCGCGGACCACGGACGUGGAGGUCAGUUUCGACCCCUGGUGGUUCGAGUCGCGCUGCGUGCACGCCGCCGGGAAGCUCUACUGGCACAUCUGCAACUCCGGCCGCGUGCUCUCGCUGGACCCUUCCACACUGCACUUCUCUUACCUGCUGGCGCCGAAGGAGAUGCCCAGGUUCGGCAAGUUCCGCAUCGGGGAGACGCCGGACGACGGGCGGCUGUGCAUCGCGACCGUGGAGGACCAGCUGCUGCGGGUCUGGGUGCGUGGGGAGACCAGGUGGAGCGACGAUGGGUGGUAUCUGGAGAGGGAGAUGAAUCUUACCAAGGUGUACGACUCGGUGCCGGGCCUGCCCAAGGACAAGUGCCUCAGGAUCUUCAGUGUUUGGCUCAGCGACAUGGACGGACUGAGAUCCAGUGCCUUUAUCAAGUAAAGUCACGCUGCAACUUUACCCUACUAAUCUCCAUCCAAUCCACAUCCUACGGUUCAGAUCACAAGAGGAAAGGCUCUCAACACUUAGCAGUUUUUAGGGUAGCAGCAAACAUCAA
Molecule: messenger RNA, 1442 nt
Organism: Triticum aestivum (bread wheat)
Lineage: Eukaryota; Viridiplantae; Streptophyta; Magnoliopsida; Poales; Poaceae
Exons: 1
Coding region: 245-1327 (360 amino acids)
Molecular function (GO): protein binding
Source: RefSeq, a predicted model, not a curated record